UGUGCCACAUGUUGCAAAUAUGAAAUUGAAUUUUCCCCUGGAAAUGAAUUUCUAGACACUCAACUGUGUAAGAAUUCUAGUCAGCUUCGCAGUCUUGAGGGCAAGGAGUUGUCUGAAAAUGUGCCUAGUGGAAAGGACAAAAGUUGUCCUGAAGUCGAAGAAGCUAUGUCAUUACAACAAAUAACAACAAAAGUAAGCCGGAGUGGUAGUUCGUGUUCAAAGAGACCAAGGAUGUCUAAAUCAGAAAAGUUCUCAAGCCUGAAUAAACUAGAGGAGUCAAGAGAUGCUUCUGAAAGGCUUGGAUCAGACCACAUAAAGAAGAAAAGUCAAUUUCCAAAGCAAAAGAGCCAUUCUACCAAGUGUGGAGAGAAAAGGAACAUCAAGGUGGCUUCUUCUACGGCUAAGUGCGGUUCUUCUUUGAAAUCAGGUGCCACAAUCUUUGUUUCUGCUUAUGGAGGGAAAAACUUGUUUGGGUUAUAUGGUCUGAAGCAUGAUAUUCAUGAUGUGACAAAACUUAUGGAUGUGCCAUCGUUGGAUGGACUACUUAGGGGAACUUUUGACUGCCUUAGUUUGAGUGAAGAUGUAAGGAAGAAGACAUCAAAUACAAGUGGAAGUAUUUUUGAUUCAGUUAGAAAGGCUUGCUCUCUCCUUCAGUUACCAAAGUCUGUCCAAUCCAAAAAUAUGGAUGACAUUGAUAGUUCCUUAUACAAGAUGUCUGAUAGCCAAAUGAGUUUAUUUAGUGCUGUAGAAAGCAAUGGUAUCAAGGAUAAAGAGCAGUCUUGCACAUCAGACAUGUCUGCAUGCCACAAGGAUCUUUGUACUGAAAACAAAAAUUCCUCUAGUCUACUUGACUUUCCAUUAUAUCAACCGAAGGAUGUCUUGGAACGGAUUGCAGUCCCUCGAUCCCAGGACUUGGAUUCUCUGUUCCCUGAUGAGUCCAAGCCUGUUGUUCCAAAAAAGAAUAGUAAUAAUCUACGUUCUGGCAAGCAGGUAUCUGAUCAACCAAGCUUGCCAACUUUCCCAUGGUCACAUGCUUUUGGAAGCCAUUCUAGAACUAAUUCAGACAUAGUUAAGUUAUCAACAAGUAGAAGCACGUGUCAAGGUAAAUGGGCACGGAUAGAUUUAAUUGCUAACUCUACUGAUAUCAGUCGUGGUUGUUUUACAAACCUUGAUUCAUUCAGUUAUGAUCAGAGCCUUGUUCCUUCAACCAGUAGUUCAAGCCAUAAAGAUUGCCCAUCUUUAUUUGCUAUUCUUCCUUUCUGUCAGUGGAAUUCCUCAUCUUCUGUAACACGCCCUAAAGAUUUCGAGGCUACUACAGAUGGGCACUGUCCAAGAUUAUUAGAAGCUGCAGAAAUUCUGUGUGAAAUAGCAACAAACUCUCCAGGACAUAACCCAUAUGAAAUCAUGAGGUCACAGAAGAAGACUUUACAUAAGAACAUGAAAGGUAAAAACUUGAAGCCAAUUGCAAACCAUGAAGAAAUGUCUUCAGCACCAACUUCAGUGGUUGGAUCCAACCCGAUGGCCAGAUCUGUUGACGAAAUAAUUCCUGCAAAAAAGCCACGGGUUUCCACAGUCGAGUACAGGAAUGGUGUUCGUUCACAUUAUGAUAAGAAGGGACCCUAUUCUUCAAAAUCAAGUAUGCCAUUACCCAGUAAACCGGUUAGGGACUUGAUUAAAGAAAACAAGCACUCGACAGCUACCAUACUGAAGGAGCUUACUAUGAUGCACCCAACUAAUCGGAUUUUGGAUAAGGGUAAGGCUUAUGUUAGUCAAUUCAAGGUUAAAAAAUUAGGAUUAGUGGAUUGGAAACGGGGAAAGGACAAGUGAGAUUGAUCAAGCCUUAUCUCAUGUAGAAACAUCUAUUGCUGUGACAGCUGUUGUGAUUACCGAAAGUUAGAUUUAGUCAUUGGCUGCUUUGUAUAUUAUCCUUAUGGCUGCAAUCAGAUUGUUGCAGAGAUUAUUUUCAAGGGAAAACUCGUUUCAAAUGUUGUAAUUAACUGUAGGUGUACAGAAAACAUCAUUCUUUGUUCAAUGUAAUGUAGAGCAUUUGAGGCAACAGUAGCAAGCAGAUUCUCUGUUUUUGCGCGUGCUUAUGUAGGAUGACUUUAUGUAACAGACAUGCCAUAGCAUGCCACUACUGUAUUAUUUCUCAUCAUAAGUAAUUGCUCAGUGCUGGAGUGACUUACGGUACCGUGGGUAGUCAGUCGGUGCAUACUUACUGAUUAGAGACGUGAUACAUGAAUGUGACCAUAACUUUUAGCUUCGUGUGUUAUCUAAAAACCAGUAACAUUUUUCUCCUGUAGUUUGCCGGAGUCUCAUAAUUUGAA
Molecule: messenger RNA, 2327 nt
Organism: Vigna umbellata (rice bean)
Lineage: Eukaryota; Viridiplantae; Streptophyta; Magnoliopsida; Fabales; Fabaceae
Source: RefSeq, a predicted model, not a curated record